ACCGGAGGCUUCUACCGAGACGCAGGGACAAGGGGUGGCUUGGGCUGGAAAGGGGGCGAUGGCCCCGGCAGCAGACGUCGGGGUCGCGUUGCUUCGGCUGGCCUCGCGGCGCUGGGUCCGCCACGCGAUUCCUCUCGCGCUCCUCUUGCUGCUGCUGCUUUCUGUGUGCGCUUGGAGCUCGCGCGCCCCCCCAGGCUGCGGAUCCGGGACGCAGCCGUGCAUUCCCGAGGGCACGCCGCCGGUCCAGGUCCCGCGACAGUCAGGUUCCCUGGAGGCCCCCGAGUGGGAAGAGCCUCCGUGUGGGGGCCCCCAGGGCGUGCUGGGCCACGUGAUGGGGCCGUUCCGCGCCAGCCUGGACCCCGAAGGGGACCUGGCUUUGUCUCAGUACCUAGCCGGAUGGAGGGCGCUGGUCAGGUUCCUAAGUCCCCUCGGCUCCAUCUUCGCCUUCGCCACGAGCGAGGCCUACGCCAAAGUGACAGCCCUCGAGGCUCGAGUGCACGGCCCGGAGGCGGCGCACUACUCGUCGCUGCUGGCCAUGGCGGCGUGGGAGCGGCAGGAGGGACGGCUGGAGCGCCCCGGCGUCGCCCCGCGAGACACCGCCAGCUCCUCGGGCUCCCGGAUCCUGCUCUUGCUGCACCGAGCGCUGCGCUGGUCCCAGCUCUGCCUCCACCGGGUGGCGACCGGGACGCUCGGAGGCCCGGACGCCGGCGUGCAGUGCAGCGACGCGUACCGCACGGCCCUGGGCCCGCACCACCCCUGGGUGGUCCGCCAGGCCGCCCGCCUCGCGUUCCUCGCUUUCCCGGGUCGCGGCCGCUGGCUGGAGCUCGCGUGCCCGGGCGCCGGGGAGGCGGAGGCGCGGGCCGCGCUGGUCCAGGUGGCGGGCACCCUGGAAGAUGUCUACAACCGCACCCAGGGCCUGCUGGCCGAGUGCAGCCUACUCCAGCUGGCCUGAAGCCCCCGGCGGGCCAGACGCGCCGAGACCCAACCUCCUGGCUUCUGGCCCGCAGGCCCCCUGCGUCCGCCCAGUGGGCGGGGCCGCCGGAGCCACGGCUCCACGUGACGUCGAUGCCUGGAGGGCCCGCCCCCGGCAGGGUUGGGUAACGCCCCGCCCGCUCUGCGCAGCCGCGGGACGAGGGGCGGUGCCGUGGGAAUAAAAUGCGCUCGUGGGGCGCGGCGGGUUCGGGGCGUCUCGUGCGAUGACGGCAGGCGCUGGAGGGAAGUGGAAACAAUGGACGUGGGAAGAUGCGUCAUCCCUGUUCCCGGCAGCCGGAGACUCACGCUCCCAGCCACUCCCAAGGCUGCGGGUGCCAGCCGCGUGCCCAGUCUCCGGCCCAGCCCUGCGCCCCGAGCCCCGGCCCAGCGCGGCCGGCUGCUUGCCGGGCUCGCCCGCACAAGCCGCCGACGCAGCCCCCGCCCCCGGAGCCGCACCUCUCCGUGUGCGCCGCGGUCGCUGCGUUCGGCCGCCCGAGCGUGAAAGCUGCGCGCCAGGACGCACCAGCGGGCGCGCGGCUCCUGCAAAGGCCCCCUUGACCGCUCCCACGGCAACAGGGAACGGGCAAGUGGCCGUUUCACACGCUGAGAACUCAAAGGGUGGGUCCGGCCCACUUUCCUCCUGCACCCCAGAAUCCUGUCUGUGCAGCUUCUGUUACGUGUCUUCACCGGAAUGUCUGCUAGAAUCUCACAUGUCCCAACCUGAGCUUCCGAUGCCUUCCCUCCCCGCAGGUACUUCCUCCAGUCUGUGCCAGGGCAGUACAUGACCACUCACUCUUCCACGUUCUUAAGCCAGAAAGUUGGUAGUCGUCCUGACUUCUGUUUCUCUCUCAUCCCACCCACAUCGGAUCUGCUGAAUCUGACCAUUUCCCACUAUCUCCACUGCCAUCCCCCUUGUCAAGCCACCUUUAUGUCUAUCACCCAGAUUAUUACAGUGGCCUCCUAGUUGUCUCUGUGUCCCAUACUCGGAUUCCCUACUGUGGGUUUUCACAGAGCAGCCAAAGUAGUUUCUUGAAAGAUAGAUCAUAUCCCAUCACUUGCAGGCUCCAAACCUUCCGGUGGCUCCCUAUUGCACUCAGAUUUAAAAAAAAAAAAAAAGGAACUUAAGUAAAUUUUCUAGGUUAUAUUUUCAGCUGAGAAUGAUGAAAACCUUCGUAAAGGCCCUACGUGAUCUGACUGCACUGGUCAAAUUGACCUCUUGGAUUUUCAUUCAUUAUUUCACGCAUGAUCCUGCCUCAAGAUCUUUGUACUGUCUCUUCCCUCUGUCUGGAAAGCAUUUACCCGAAAUAGAGAAAUGACUUCCCUCACUCCUUCCUUCUGGACUUUACUCAAAUGUCUCCUCAGGGAGACCUUCCCUGAUUAUUCUUUUUUUUCUUUUUUAAGAUUUUAAAAAAUUAUUUAUUUGACAGAGAUCACAAGUAGGCAGAGGGGGAGGAGUAGGCUUCCCGCUGAGCGGAGAGGCGGAUGCAGGGCUGGAUCCCAGGACCCCAGGAUCAUGACCUGAGCUGAAGGCAGAGGCUUUAACCCACUGAGUCUCCCAGGGGUCCCUUCCCCGAUGAUCCUAAAAUUUCAGCACACACACACACUCCUCCUAUUCCCUUCCCUACUUUGUUUUGUUUUGUUUUUUUUCUUAACAUGAGUCACCGUCUAAUAACACGCUGUGUUUUGUAAUUAUUUGGUGUGUUUUGUUUCCAUUGAGAAAUGCAAGCUGCAUGGGGCAGGGAGUUUCUAGACAGAAAUGUCCCCUGAUGUACAUCCAGUGCCUCAAACAGUGCCUGUCUCCUAGUAGACAUUCACUAGCCUUUUGUUAAAUGAAUGUCUGAACACACGAAAUGGUUCAGAUGGCAAGAGCCUAGAGUCCAAAUGAAAAGGGGAGGUUGCA
Mustela lutreola (European mink) is the source of this 2872-nucleotide messenger RNA. It is a transcript of the gene GLTPD2, whose product is annotated as glycolipid transfer protein domain containing 2. Gene Ontology annotation, cellular component: cytoplasm; cytosol; membrane. The transcript has 4 exons. Gene Ontology annotation, biological process: intermembrane lipid transfer; ceramide transport. Bases 59 to 952 code for a protein of 297 amino acids. The record is from RefSeq and is a predicted model, not a curated record. NCBI's taxonomy places the organism in Eukaryota, Metazoa, Chordata, Mammalia, Carnivora, Mustelidae. Gene Ontology annotation, molecular function: ceramide 1-phosphate binding; ceramide 1-phosphate transfer activity.